Messenger RNA from Pochonia chlamydosporia 170, 1386 nucleotides. Its product is annotated as RNA small subunit methyltransferase. The coding region runs from base 1 to 1386 and encodes 461 amino acids. NCBI's taxonomy places the organism in Eukaryota, Fungi, Ascomycota, Sordariomycetes, Hypocreales, Clavicipitaceae. The record is from RefSeq and is a predicted model, not a curated record. The transcript has a single exon.
AUGAUAACCUUACCACCGUCAUACGACUGCAUUGAAACAUACACAGCCGACCUUUGCAAUUUCAUUUCGUCACCACUGAUCCGACAAAUUACGGGAGGUAUUCACGUCAAUGACUCGUUAAUCCAGGAUGCCUGGGGAUCACUCCCCAAGGAAUGGACAGCCUGGUGGUCUUCAUGGCCAGACCAUCGCCUGGCGCAGCAAAAUCUCAUUGAUAGCAUUGAUGAAGAAGCUGGAGCACAAAUGGAGAUGAAUGAACAACUCACCAAGCUUGUUGGAGAUCGGCCGGAGUCUCUGACGGAGUGGCUACGAAGCAUCAAAUCACUUGCGCUUCCCAGAAAACAACGUCCAGGAGAAUCAGUAACCUUACCAGAGUCUCUAACAGCUCGUAUGACACCCAAAAAGAUUGCCGAAGUCUCUAGAGCAGCAGCCUAUAUUCACCAAGUCUGCCAAAGCAAGGGCAUCAACCGCGUCAUUGACAUGGGGUCUGGCCAAGGCCAUUUGUCCAUCAGGCUUGCUUAUCUCUUCCCGGACCUGAAAGUCCUUUCCAUUGAUGGAAGCAAGUCGCAAGUCGCAGGAUCGAAAGCAACUGCCGCCGCUCUAAACAUACCGGACAGCAGACUAGAGCAUAUGGAGCAUUGGAUUGACGGCUCGCCAGCCUUGGCAGACUGCAUCGAGAAAUGGGCGGAAGGGGAGAGUUGCAUACUCGUGGGCCUCCAUGCCUGUGGGAGUUUAUCGGAGCAUAUGCUGAGAUACUUUACGACGAUACCUUGCAUCAAGGCUUUAGGAGUCGUGGGAUGCUGCUACAAUCACAUCGUCCCCCUCUCUCCUAGUUGCCCAAAAGGAUUUCCCAUCAGCUCGACAAUGAGGAAGCAUAAACUGACGCUAAGUCCAACUGCACUUAUGACGGGCUGUCAAGCGCCAAACAAUUGGGGGCGACAGGACACAGAGGGUGGCCAAGAGGAGGCGUCAUCUUUUGCUAAACGUCGUCUAUACCGCGCGAUUUUGCAGAAAGCUUUCUUCGACAAGGGGGUGAAAGUCAGGGCUGUAGACGGGCGGUGGCCAGGUUGGGGUAUAAGGAAAGGAGACGUCGCCGAUUUCGCUACCUUUGCACGCAGAGCGAUGCAAUACUUGAACAUUGACGAUAGCGAAAUAUCGACAGAAGAGCUGGUGGCUUACGAGGAGCGGUACGGGGAUUGUGAAGGUCAGAUUGCUAUUUUGUGGGCUCUCGGCUCAUUGUGUUCUAAAGUGGUGGAAAGCGCGGUUGCAAUGGAUCGGUACUGGUUUCUGAAGGAGCAGAAAGCAGAGGAAGUGGACAUUAUACCCAUAUUCGACUUCAAGGUCUCACCCAGGAACUUUAUGAUUGUGGCUGAGAAGGCAGAUUCUUGA